AUGGCUGUUCACUUUAGCCUUCUGGAAGCUCCUUCAAACCUGAAGGAGUCACUUGACUGGAUAGUGGCGGUCAGGAGAUGCAGCGCAAUACCCAUGCUAGAAAAGGCUACGUACACCCUAUUAUUGCAUGGUACGCCUGUCCUUCCAGAAACAGCGAGCAUGAAGGAGGGCGACAUGUCCACCAACGUAUGCUCGGAAGACACAAAAACCAAUUGUCAGGAUAUUGAUGCUGAAAGUAAAACAAUUACAGGAAGCACCCAUGUGGCGGAUUAUGAUGUGCUCAUUAAGCCAACUUUGUGGAUUGAGAACCUUGUAAUGAAGCUGUAUUUUAUGGAUGUUAGUGCAAGAGAGGUCAAGCGUAGUGACUUAUAUCGUUGCCUUGCACAAGUUUCAACGAGAAUUCAGUUGACUUUACUAAACCUCACAAAGGAGUCAACGUAUGUUGAAUCAUACGACAAAACAGCUACUUGGCGAAAUUCUUGUGCCGGGAAUCCGUAUAAAUGUGCAGAAGUUUUCGUCUCCUUACUCAUCCGUGUCUACAAUAAUCUCAAUUUGAUAAAGCGUGAGUGUAAGCGAUGGUUAAAUUUAGACAGCAAACUUAAUGGCGCCGGCAGCCGUGCAGUAGGUGAUCUAUUUGCAUCUAUGGGAUAUAACGUUAAAGACUUUAUACCUAGAGGAACUUGUAGGGAUAUCCUCAAAUAUUACGAAACGCUAAACGGCCCACUGAUGUUCUAA
Molecule: messenger RNA, 735 nt
Organism: Babesia ovata
Lineage: Eukaryota; Apicomplexa; Aconoidasida; Piroplasmida; Babesiidae
Exons: 1
Coding region: 1-735 (244 amino acids)
Source: RefSeq, a predicted model, not a curated record